AUGUUUGUGCUCUUCACAAUCAUUUCGGUGACGGCUCUCGCUGCACCCUCACUCCUUCGUCAAGCAUGGCCAAAUGACGGCGCUGUCAUCACCCAGCCCUGGCGAGUAACGCUGGACGCAUUCUCCCCACCCCGAUAUAACACCAUCGACGGCGCCUCCCAAAUGGCUGCUGGCGAGGGUUCAUGGACAACGGGACUUUCCGCGGCCGAGAUUUAUAACUCAAGCACGUUCGUUCCAGCGACGUCAUUGACAACUUCCGAGUCCACCUUCCAACAGUACGGCGAGGACUAUUUCUUCGCAGCAGCCAAUGAAUACCUUGUAGUACCCCAUAUGCCGGGCGUCCGCGUGACUGGCAGCUGCUGGACAACUCCUUCGCCGCCGCUUGCCAACGACACCCAUCCUGCUCUUGCAAACUGGUGCGACAGCAAUAACCUGGACCAGUUUAAAUCUGAUACAAGCUUGCUCGCCGGCAACGUCGCUUUCAAUAUCACCUGGUGCAGUGACUUCUACGUGGAUUCGGCUACAGGACACAGGACCGACUGGAUGAACAAUGUCCCGUCGUCCACCGCCAACGUCGUCGCCCACAUUUCGGUCACAGACGGGAAUGAAUCCGGAGGCGCGCACGGGUUCAUCAGAUGCAAUUAUACCUUCGCCACGGGCAACGCCACUGUUGGCAACAUGUUGGACGCCUUCAAUACAUCCAAUACCUACCGCGAUUUCCAACAGCUGCCGUAG
Molecule: messenger RNA, 735 nt
Organism: Punctularia strigosozonata HHB-11173 SS5
Lineage: Eukaryota; Fungi; Basidiomycota; Agaricomycetes; Corticiales; Punctulariaceae
Exons: 1
Coding region: 1-735 (244 amino acids)
Source: RefSeq, a predicted model, not a curated record